Molecule: messenger RNA, 2200 nt
Organism: Carlito syrichta (Philippine tarsier)
Lineage: Eukaryota; Metazoa; Chordata; Mammalia; Primates; Tarsiidae
Product: zinc finger protein 564
Exons: 1
Coding region: 148-1473 (441 amino acids)
Biological process (GO): regulation of transcription by RNA polymerase II
Molecular function (GO): RNA polymerase II cis-regulatory region sequence-specific DNA binding; DNA-binding transcription factor activity
Source: RefSeq, a predicted model, not a curated record
AGCAAUCAUCUGGUUGAGAGAUUUUGUGAAAGUGAAGAACAUAAUCAAUACAGAGAAACCUUCGGCCGGAUUCUAAAUCUUAACCUGAACAAGAAAAUUCCCACUGUAGUAACACCGUGUGAAUGUAACUUAUGUGGAAAAGUCUUUAUGCAUCCUUCAUCCCUUAGCAGGCACAUCAGAUCUCACGCUGGACACAAACCGUAUGAGUAUCAAGAGUAUGGAGAGAAACCAUAUAAAUGUAAGCAGUGUGGGAAAGCUUUCAGUUCUUGUCAGUCCAUUCGAAGACAUGAAAGAACUCACACUGGUGAGAAACCGUAUGAAUGUAAGGAAUGUGGGAAAGCCUUCAUUUCUCUUCCAAGCGUUCGAAGGCACAUGGUUAAGCACACUGGAGAUGGACCUUACAAAUGUCAGGAAUGUGGGAAAGCCUUUGACCGUCCCAGUUUGUUUCGAAUCCAUGAAAGAACUCACACUGGAGAGAAACCCUAUGAAUGUAAGGAAUGUGAGAAAGCCUUCAUUUCUCUCCCAAGUUUUCAAAGACAUAUGAUUAGACACACUGGAGAUGGACCUUACAAAUGUCAGGAAUGUGGGAAAGCCUUUGACCGUCCCAGUUUGUUUCGAAUCCAUGAAAGAACUCACACUGGAGAGAAACCCCAUGAGUGUAUGCAAUGUGGGAAAGCCUUCAUUUCUCUCACAAAUUUUCAAAGUCACAUGAUUCAGCACACUGGAGAUGGACCUUAUAAAUGUAAGGUGUGUGGAAGAGCCUUCAUUUUUCCCAGUUACGUUCGAAAACAUGAACGAACUCAUACUGGGGAGAAACCGUAUGAAUGUAAUAAAUGUGGUAAAACCUUCAGUUCUUCCAGCAAUGUUCGAACACACGAAAGGACUCACACCGGGGAGAAACCCUAUGCAUGUAAGGAAUGUGGGAAAGCCUUCAUUUCUCUCCCAAGUGUCCGAAGACAUAUGAUUAGACACACUGGCGAUGGCCCUUAUAAAUGUCAGAUAUGUGGUAGAGCCUUUGACUGUCCCAGUUCAUUUCAAAUACAUGAAAGAACUCACACUGGAGAGAAACCCUAUGAAUGUAAGGAAUGUGGGAAAGCCUUCAUUUCUCUCAAAAGGAUUCGAAAACAUAUGAUACUGCACACUGGAGAGGGACCAUAUAAAUGUCAGGUAUGUGGUAAAGCCUUUGACUGUCCUAGUACCGUUCGAACACAUGAAAGAACUCACACUGGAGAAAAACCCUACGAAUGUAAAGAAUGUGGGAAAGCAUUCAAUUAUGCCAGUUCCAUUCGAAUACAUGAAAGAACUCAUACAGGAGAGAAGCCCUAUGAAUGUAAUAAAUGUGGGAAAACAUUCAGCUAUUCCAGUUCCUUUCAAAGACAUAAAAGAGCUCAUGGUGGAGAUCAACCUUAUGUAAGAAAUGUGGAAAACCUUUCAUUUAUUACACAACCUUCAAGUACACAUGAGAAUGCGUAGUGGAGCAAAAUUCUACAUGUGUAAAGAAUAUGGAAAGUCUUCAGAUUGCCUUCUGGGUUUUGGACUUGCUUGGGAGCUUACCCCUCCUCCUCUUCUCUUUCUUCCUUUUGAAAUAGGAAUGCCUAUCUUAUGCCUGUCUCACUGUUGUGUUUUGAAGUAUACACGUAGUUUGGCUUCACAGGUUUGCAGCUGAAGAAGACUUUUGCCUCAGCACGAAUUGAGUCUCAACCAUAUUUGACUUGUAUGAUAUUGAGAUGAUGCUUUGAGUUUGGGCAUUAGAAAUCAUUCUAGAAUUUGUUAAGACUUUUGAGGCCUUAGGGAUGAGAUACUUGUAUUUUAUGUGAUAGAAGAACACGGGCUUUGGGGGGGCUAGAUGUGGAAAGGUUGGGAUUUUGGGGGGCCAAUGUGGAAGAGUUGGGCUUAGUGUGUAUGUUCCCUAAACUCACUGUUAAACCCUACCCUCUAAUGUGAUGGUAUUCAGAGAUGUCCCUAGUGCUUGUUGGGAUUAGAUGAAAUUGUGAGGAUGGAGGCCUAAUAAAUGGGAUUUGUCUCCUGACGUGAGUCCCUAGAGAGCUAGCUUUGCUCUCCACUGUGAAAGAACACAAUAAGAAGGUAGUCUUACUUGGACCAGAAAGCAGGCUGCCACCAGACACACAGUCUGCCAGUGCCUUGAUAUUGGUCUUCCCAGCCUUUUAAACUGAGAAAUAAAUGUUUGUUGUUUAAACCA